This is a messenger RNA of Oncorhynchus gorbuscha (pink salmon), 8214 nucleotides long. Its product is annotated as ankyrin repeat domain-containing protein 11-like. Gene Ontology annotation, molecular function: protein binding. Lineage: Eukaryota; Metazoa; Chordata; Actinopteri; Salmoniformes; Salmonidae. The record is from RefSeq and is a predicted model, not a curated record. Gene Ontology annotation, biological process: anatomical structure morphogenesis. Gene Ontology annotation, cellular component: nucleus.
CAAAGCCCGUCUGGAAACAGUUUGCAAGGGGUAGUUUAAAGAAGAUUAAGCCGAAACAAAAUAUCGUUUUUAGCUACUUUAAGUUGACCUCUCAAGGCUCCAGUUUUGAUUAUUGGGCAUACAAAUCUUCAUUUCAGACCAUGGUCACAAAAUAAAAAUUGUACAAGGACGUUUUCGAGAAGAUUUUAAGCUGUAUGUGUCGAUUGUUGGUGUUCAGGAAUUAGCAAGCUAGUUAGCACUAGCCUAGAAAUAUUAGCUAGCUAACUAGCCUAGCUUGCUAACGUUAGCUUCAAGUAGUCUGAUUUUCAACUGAGAUGUUUGCAGUAUUUCUUGGAUGUCUACGGACGGCAGAUUGCUGAACCAGAGGGCCUCAAAUGGGAAAAACAAGCAUCGGACAGGAAUAUCGGGGAUAAGCUUCUCGACGUAACUCAGAUUCCGUUGAAGGAUUCUUUGGACCUCCCUACUGCAGCCCUUUUUUAAAGCAGGAUUUUAACGUCACCCAUCCGCAGACAGCCAUGGAAUCGUCUCAAUGCACCCCUUGUCCUGUGAGCGCCCAGGCUGUCGUGGAUCCCGUGCCCCUGCUGUUCAACUGACGGUCGAUGACGAUGCGAUGGAAGCGUGAAUGAGGUUUGGCGUGGCGAUAGCUGAACGAUGCCCAAGGGUGGGGGUUCAAAAACCCCCCAGCUGGAAGACUUCCCACUCAACACUGACAUGGUGGAGAAGCAGAGUGGGAAGAAGGAUAAAGUAUUGUCAAACAAGACUCCUAAAUUGGACCGCAGCGAUGGCGUCAAAGAGAUGAAAGAGAAGGCAUCCAAGAGGAAGCUUCCCUUCACUGUUGGAGCCAAUGGAGACCAGAAAGAUUCUGACUCAGAAAAGCAAGGUCCGGAACGGAAGCGCAUUAAAAAGGAGCCCACCAACACCAGGAAGUCAGGCCUGCCGUUUGGGAUGGGCAUGCCAGGGAUCCGGGCCGGGUACCCCCUCUCUGAGCGGCAGCAGGUGGCUCUUCUCAUGCAGAUGACGGCUGAAGAGUCAGUCAACAGUCCAGACACAACACCAAAGCAUCAGUCACAGUCAAGUCUGGGCCAGAAGGGAACGCCGAACUCUGCAUCUAAAACCAAAGACAAAGUAAACAAGAGAAAUGAGAGGGGCGAGACGAGGCUGCACCGGUCAGCCAUCCGUGGAGAGGCACGCCGCAUCAAGGAGCUCAUCAGUGAGGGAGCGGACGUGAAUGUAAAAGACUUCGCAGGCUGGACUGCACUGCAUGAAGCGUGCAACCGAGGCUACUACGACGUGGCCAAGCAGCUGCUGGCAGCCGGUGCAGAGGUAAACACCAAGGGCCUGGACGACGACACCCCUCUGCAUGACGCAUCAAAUAACGGGCACUUCAAGGUGGUAAAGUUGCUUUUAAGAUAUGGAGGGGACCCUCGACAAAGCAACAGAAGGGGUGAAACCGCGUUGAAGGUUGCGAACUCACCAACGAUGCUCAAUCUGUUGCUUGGAAAAGGCACGUAUACCUCCAGUGAGGAGAGCUCGUCAGAAUCCUCAGAGGAAGAAGAUGCCCCAUCGUUUGCCCCAUCCAGUUCGGUGGAUGGAAAUAACACAGACUCAGAGUUUGAGAAGGGCCUGAAGCUGAAAGGGAAGAAAGGGCUGGAUCAGCCCCUAUCCACAACAACCACCCCCGUCAAGGACGAGUAUGAGUUUGACGAGGACGAUGAGGAAGAGCGCGUCCCUCCGGUGGACGACAAGCACUUGCUCAAGAAAGAGUUCCGCAAGGAGUCUCCCAGUGUCACGAAGGCUGGCGGCUUAAUUUCAGUACCGAAGGGGGAAGUGGUCAAAACCUAUUCCAAAAGCAACUCGCUCACACCAAAGAAGGCUGUUAGACGGAUUCUCUCUGACAGCUCAGACGAGGAUGAUGGAACGUUGUGUUUCACACCUAUGCCCACACCACGGCAACCAGCGCCACCUACUAAUACCAAGGCCCGGGACUCUGCUACACUGAGCUCUAAACAGCAGAAAGAGAAGACUAAAGUUAAGAAGAAGCGGAAGAAGGAGACAAAGAAUAAUGUCAGUAAGGAGGUCAGAUUUGGUAAAGUCAAUGACAAAUUCUGCACUUCUGACUCUGAUUGUGGGGACAUAGGGAGUGAGGAUGAUGAAGGCUCCAUGAAGAGCUCGAACUGUAUAAAGGACUCCACAAUGAGCCUAAAAGAAUCCUCUGCGUUCAGUACUCACUCUGCAUCCUCUUCCUCCUCUUCUCAUGGAAGCAUGAGCUCUCAGAAACUGACUCCCUCGCUGACAGAGCAUAACCCAAAGCAGUGGAGGACAGACGGCUGGAAGACUGUGUCAUCUCCUGUAUGGUCAGAUGUAAGCUCCCUCUCUGACUCGGUUAGAACAAGGCUUUCCAGUGAGUCGGACUACUCCUCUGCCGACUCGAGUGUCGAGUCAGUGAAACAGGUGAGAAAGAAAGCACAGGAAAACAGAAAGAAAAACAAUGUGCACACCAAUGCACUAGACAAAAAGAACUCUGACUUUCACAAGAACUCCAACACAGAUAGUACAGUCUCCAAAACGGAUAAAGAUGGUAAAGUGUUGAAAAAGCAUAAAGUCAAACACAAGCACAAAAACAAAGAGAAAGAAAAGGCUCCCAGUUUAGUGCUCAAUCAAGACAUGAACGAGAAAUUUGUUAAAAGCUUCUCGUUUGAUUUUGAUGAUUCAAGGCAAAAGUCACUCCUUGUUGAGACCGAGUCCCCAGCUGAAAGCAAGGUCAAGCUGUCGAAACAUGAAAAAGAGCAUUUGAAAAAGGAGGACAGGUUGUCGAAAGGCAAAUCUGAGGACAGAGACUGGUCUUCUGGAAAAGAGGUGCAAAGAACUGCUAAGGAGGAGAAAUCCAAGAAAACAAGAGAGUCCACCAAGGAGAAGCCAAGCAAGGAGGAGAGGGAAAAGCCCUUGAAAACUGAAAAAGAAAAGAGCCUCAAGGAAAAAGAGAAGCCCAAGGAGGAGAAACAACAAAAGACUCAUAAAGAGGAGAAGAAGAAAAAGUCAAAGGACAAGUCAUCUAAACCAGACAGGAAGAGCAGUGAACAAAAAGAGGAAAAACAUAUUAAGGUGGAUAAGGAGAAAAAUGCCAGGGAGGAGAAGGAAAAAUCUAAGAAAGAAAAGGUUCUGAAGGAAGAGCCUGAUUAUGAAGUCUAUGAUGUCAGUAACCGUUUCUUAAACCUAGAAGACACCAAGCUCAGUGCCUCAGACGACCACCACGACCGAUGGGCGUCAGACCUUUCCUCUGACUGCGACCUAUAUGGAGAUGACAGCUGGGAUGCUCCUCCUGUGAAGGACUACAAAGAAUAUAAAGCAAACAACACUGUAAAGCUGAUCGUUGAGACUGAAAAAAUAGAGAGCAGAGACCGGAGGAAGGAGAACAAAAUCAAAGACAAGAAAUUAGAUCAUAAUGACAAACGGUCAGAGAAAGAGCCGACCUCCAAGAAGAAAGAGAAAGACUCUUCAGAAAGAAUCUGUGACAAGAAAAAGGAUUUGACCGAAAAACAGAAACUCAACUCCAGCCACUCUGUGGAAAAGGAGAAGAAACGAAAGGAAUCUGCAGAUACUGUCAAAGAGAAGAAAGAGAAGGACUCCACAGACAGCAGUAGAGACCGAAAAGAUUCCUAUGAGUUCACUAAAGAAAGAAAGGACUUGAAAAUCAAACAGGAGUCCAUAAGAGACGAUUAUGGGAACGAGGCCUCCUUCAAAGAAAUUGAACCUGUUGGCAAACCAUGUGAAAUUAGAGAAAGGAACCACUCUGGAAAAGAGAAGGACAGAAAGGGAGAUGGGGUGGAAAAGAGAGAAAAGACUAAAGCUGACAAACACAAGGAAAAGCCUAAAGACCGAUCUAUAGAACAGGAUAAGGAGAAGCCUGAGAGGACCUCAACUGAGAAGCUUUUGAAAGAAAAAGACACAGAUAGAGGCUUUAAAGACAAGAAGGAGGGAGCUAAAGACAAACACAAAGACAAGGACAGGAAGGUGUCUUCAGAACAAACUAAGGACAAGAAAGAAAAGGCUUCGCAGGACAAGCAUGCUGACCGGGAUAAAGAUGUCCUUGAGGUGAAGAAGGAGGAGCGAAAACCUGAGAAAGUUAAACCUGAGAAAACAUGGUACAAGAUCGCAGACAUUUUCACAGAUGAAAGUGAGGAUGAAGAAGACAAUUACAAUGGGGGUGUGGCCAAGUUAAGUGAUUCCCUUGGGUUGUCCGAUUCUCACAGGAAAGACUCCACAUCUGACAGGGAUGAGCUUGAUCACUUCCAAACGGAAAAGCCCAGAAAAUAUUCUGCUGAGGCCAAACACACAACAGAAAAACAGAAAGAAAAAGACCACAAGAAAAAAGACAAGACCACAUUUGAUAUGGGGAAAGAGAGGAAGGGUUCGUUAGAGAAACACAACAAAGAUAAGAAAGUAAAGGAUUCUGUUGAUGCAAAACACAAAGAACGCAAAGACAGAAUGUCUGUGGACUCAAACCAAGAGAAGAAAAACAAGCAGAAGCUGUUGGACAAGAGGGACGCCAAUGAGGAAAAGACCAAGAGUAAAUAUAAAGACAAGCAAGAUCAUGUUAACGACAGAAAGCCCUCAAAGGGGAGUGGGGAAAAUGAAAAGUCGCUCUUGGAGAAGCUAGAGGAAGAGGCCAUGAAUGACUACAAGGAUGACUCCAAUGACAAGAACAGUGAGUUAUCCUCAGACAGCUUCACUGAUCAGGGUCAUGAGCCAGUGCUCAGCAGCUACUAUGAUUCCUCCAACAUCAGCCUUCCAGACAUUACUGAUGAGAGACGAGACUCACUCUCCAUAUCUAAUCCUCAAGACAAGUUCAGAGAGAAAGAGAGGCACCGGCAUUCAUCUUCGUCAUCCUCCAAAAAGAGUCAUGACAAGGAGAAAGACAAAGUCAAGAAGGAAAAAGGGGAUAAACAAGACAAGAUAGAGGAAAUAAGAGAAUCCUAUGGACGCAGAGAAAGUCUGCCCUUCGAGAAAGAGCCUAUGCCAUUAGAAGCGGACCCUUACACAUUUCCAUUUGGGUCUAAGGGUGAUAAAGAUGAUUUUGAGAAGACAUUGGAGUUUGAAAAGGAGAUGUCUAAAAAAGCCGACAAAGACAAACUGAGUACUGUCAUCAGUGAUAAGAUCAAGGACAAAAAGAAAAAAGAGAAACAUAAGGAGAAAGUCAAAGAGGAGAAGCACAAGUACACGGAUGGCUUUGGAUCCCUUAAACACUCCAAGGAGGAUAUCAAAUCUGGAUUGAAAGAGAGUCCUCAAAUUACCAAUUUGAAGGAAAGAUCAAAGGAAGACAGUCCCAAAUUUGAUGUGAAAAAAGAGAGAAACCGAGACUCUUUGGACAAAGACAGUAGGGCGGACCAUGUUAAGUCCAAGGUUAAAGAAGAAAAUGAAAAAGUAAUUCAAUCUAAAGACACAGCUCGAAAAGACAACCGUCCACGUUCAAAGCUUCUGGUUGAUGGGGAUCUCAAACUAACCAGCUUUGGGCAAAUGUUAGGUUUAAAAGACCAGGAGAUUGAAGAACGCCAUAAGAAGCAUAAGGAGAGGAUGAAGCAGAUGGAGAAACUAAGACACAGAUCAGGGGAUCCUAAACUUAGGGAUAAAACUAAGUCCACUGAGGAAAUAAAGAAAAAUCGCAAUGAACUAUCAUCCAAAAAAUCAAAUAGUUUAGAAUCUGCAUUGAAAGAGAAGAAGCUCAAAGAUGUUGGUCUCCCAGCCCAAAUUAUGUCUCCGGAAAGAAAGCCACAACUCAUUGACACUCAAAAUUCAAAGGACUGGCUUGCAGGCCAACAGAUGAAAGAAAAUCUCCCUGCCUCACCUCGGCAAGAUCAGAAUAGACCAACGGGUGUUCCCACCCCCACAUCUGUAAUCUCUUGUCCCAGCUAUGAGGAAAUCAUGCAGACGCCACGGACUCCAUCCUGCAGUGCAGAGGACUACCCUGAUAUAAUGUUUGAUGGGUUAGAUUGUCAGAACUCAUCAGCCAUGGCCAUGUCUAUGAAUGCUUGCUCCCCAUCCUUCUUUGACAGGUACUCCAACUCAUCACACACCUUCCAAGAAGGGACUUGUAUAACUCCGGCUAAGAAUCUCCAGUUGCCCCUUGUCAGUCGAUCGGCUUCGUCUGAUGUUAGAAGACCCCUGGAAGAUGAGUUCAAAGCUGAAGCUGGCAAGUUUCUACAACACAUUUUGCCAGACCCCUCUGAGUUUGAUUUGGCAGCCUCCCAGCCUCCAGAAGACAAGGCAGCAUCAGUGGAAAGACUUGAAUGCCUGUCUCCUCCUUACUUCUCACCUAUUAGGAUGCUGUCUCCCGGGCUGGAACUUGCCCAGCCUGCACUAGAUGGGGCCACCACAGCAAUGACUGGCACAGAGACCUGUGAACACCUACCUGAGAGUGUCUACAACAACUUCCUGAUGAAGCCCUCAACGCCAGUCCACAGACCUGACCCCCAGGAGCCGUGUCUGGACAUUGCUGCUCCACCCACCCCUGCACCUGCUGCUCUUCCUCCCCUGGAUAUUGAUGACCUUUCUGAGCCUCAUCAAAGUGAGCACAGUCUUGUUCCCUCUGACCCAGUCAGUGGCAGUGAGUAUCUGCCCCCUGUUGUUGAGGAGGAGGAGGAGGAAGAAGAGGACUACGAAGAGGGGGAGGAGGAGGAAGAUGAAGAAGAGGAGGAGGAGGAGGAGGAGGAAGAGGAAGGGGACCUUGAAGAACCAACAGAUGCUGAUCAUCAUGCUGCUGAGGAGACUAGGGACGUCUGCUCAUUCUCUCCUCCAAGGGUUGAAGAGCCUUUGAGGAAGGGCUGGGCUGAAUCUCCUGAGAGAAGAGUUGCAGAGGUGCAUCAGUUGACUCCCCCACAUCCACCACCCAACCAGAUGGAGAACUCCAGUGAUCAUACCAUCAGCUGGAACUCGGAGAUGAUUUUGAAAUCUCCUCAAAGGACUUAUGGGGAAAUAGAGGCAGCGGUCUCCAAGAUAACCAGCCCCUUCUCACAUUCAGACAGUGAUUUGCAGCACAUUACUGCCAUACCUGGCCAUCCAUCAGUGACCCCUCCAUAUGCUGCUUACAGGUCUUAUGUGCCUGACCCUGACUUUGACGAGCAAAAAGAGGCUGUGGAGGACAUUCCAAUUUCUCCAGCAAGACCUGAAAUGACACCCAUGGAAUUGGAACCAAACUACUUGACAACCACCUCAUCCUCCACGAGGUUAGAGUCUUUCUUCACAGACUGCAAGCCAAACUUGGAGGAUAAUCACCAGAUGGACUCAGAGCUUUCUUGUGCAGUACAAGAUGGCAGACAAAACUCCCACGGCUUUACUUCUGAGAGCCAUAUGCCUCUAGCAGUAAGCAACGAGCCAGUGGUGCCCUGGACAGACCCGUUCUCAGCUACAGUGGAUGAGCUGGAUGAUCUUGGCCCUUUCUCUCUACCUGACCUCCCUUCUCUCUCCCUCCCGACCUCCCUGCCAGACAAGGAGAUGCCAGAGCUUGACGUCAGAGAUGCAGAGCCAGCCGACUACAAGCCUCCACCUGCUCAUAUAAGGCCUCCUGCUGUUGAAACAAUAGAGGGCGAAGAGCUUAUGGAAGUUGACCUGCCUAUCCUGGCCAAACCCCUGUGCCCUCCCGAGGUCCUACCACUCAAUGAUUCGUUGCAGGAUUUGGUUGUGCCCUCACCAAAACACAAUUUCCAACCAGAAUUUGAGUCUGAGCCUCAGAAUGUCCCUGAAAAUAACUUUGUGAAACCACAGGUCUUUGAAAACAGAGCCACAUAUGAAGAGACUGAUGAGAGUGAUGGAAACAUGAUGUUCUCAGCUGUUAAUACAAACAAUACUCAGCAUCACAGGCAGAUGUCACUGACCGAGUCAUUAUCAGUUGUAAUUACUCCAUGUAUGGACUCCUUGACAACUGUUAAACCAGAACAAAGUGGGCAGAUAUCAGAUCCCUUUGUUGGGCCAACUUGCAGUCCAGUCCCCUCAGUUCCUCUGCCAGUUGCUGUCACGAUUUCUGGUACAGUCCAUGUUUCGGAGGCUCUUGAGACAACAUCUAAGCUCACGGUCACUCUGACAACAUUGUCAACUGACCUUCCCAAGAAGGUGGAGGAGAUCCCACAGAGGAUGACCAGAAACAGGGCCCAGAUGCUGGCAAAACAGGAGAAUACCACCACCACCACCACCACCACCAAAAAAAGCAGAGUAGUAGAGUAG